Molecule: messenger RNA, 696 nt
Organism: Cladophialophora carrionii CBS 160.54
Lineage: Eukaryota; Fungi; Ascomycota; Eurotiomycetes; Chaetothyriales; Herpotrichiellaceae
Exons: 1
Coding region: 1-696 (231 amino acids)
Cellular component (GO): cytoplasm
Source: RefSeq, a predicted model, not a curated record
AUGGGGCUGGAAAACGGCAAGAGUGAACAUGGCAACGCAGAGCCGCGAAGCAAUGCCGAAGACGAGGACGCCGACGCGAUCUUAGCAUCUCUCGAGGAAGAAGACGAUACUUCAUAUCGUGCUCAGCGCAUGCAAGAAUACAAUAGUGCAGCCACCACUACCGUAUUCAACACGGCCAAGCAGGCUUAUGUUACUCUGAAGAGCGACGACGAGGCGCUCAGUUUCACAACUGAGCACGAGCGAGCGGUCGUCCACUUCUUUCACCCGGAUUUUGCAAGAUGCAGUACGAUGGACUUCCACUGUGAAACUAUCGCCCUCAAGCAUGCAGAGUACGCUGACGGAGACGUUGCCUUUGCGAGAAUCAACGUCAACCACGCACCCUUUGUGGUUGAAAAGCUGGGAGUGCGAGUACUACCUUGUGUCAUCGGCUUCGUCAAAGGUGUCGUCAAGGGAAGGAUCACUGGCUUCGAAGGUCUGUGCUGGGAUGGUAAAGAGGGCACUGUGGAAGUCACGAGAGCUCUUGAGGAGGCAAUAGUUGACUGGACUGUUGUAAGGAAGAGGCAUCUCCUGAGACACGACGACGACGACGAGAGCGAUGAAGACGAUGGUGCGCCCGAUCGACGUCAAACCGGUCGGCGAGGCAUCCGCGAUCGCAAACAACCCGUGGGAGACGACGACGACGACGAUUGGGACUGA